Molecule: messenger RNA, 3236 nt
Organism: Physcomitrium patens
Lineage: Eukaryota; Viridiplantae; Streptophyta; Bryopsida; Funariales; Funariaceae
Product: coatomer subunit beta'-1
Biological process (GO): intracellular protein transport; endoplasmic reticulum to Golgi vesicle-mediated transport; intra-Golgi vesicle-mediated transport
Cellular component (GO): COPI vesicle coat
Molecular function (GO): protein binding; structural molecule activity
Source: RefSeq, a predicted model, not a curated record
UCGGGACUUGGCAAUCUUGUGUUGAUAGUGCAGUGAGUCUAGUGUGUGAGAGUGUGAGUGUGUGUGUGUGUUUUGUGUCAUGCAGGGAGGGGCGUUUGAUCGCUGUUGCUAGGGGUUCCUUGGCCGCGGUUUCUACCUCCACUUCCUCUUCGUUGCACCUCGUGAAGCCCCGCCCUCAGUCAUGCCGCUCCGCCUGGAGAUCAAGCGGAAGCUUGCUCAAAGGUCCGAUCGGGUCAAGUGCGUAGACAUCCAUCCAACAGAACCAUGGAUUCUUGCGGCUUUAUACACAGGCAGUGUCUGCAUCUGGAAUCAUCAAAAUCAGACACUUGUCAAGUCUUUCGAAGUGACAGAGUUACCAGUGCGAUCUGCGAAGUUUAUAUUUCGGAAGCAGUGGAUUGUGACUGGUGCGGAUGACAUGUUCAUCCGAGUCUAUAAUUACAACACAAUGGACAAAGUGAAACAGUUUGAGGCCCACUCCGACUACAUCCGUAGUGUCGCAGUUCAUCCUACUUUGCCUUAUGUUCUGUCUUCAUCUGAUGAUAUGCUCAUUAAGCUUUGGGAUUGGGACAAGGGAUGGACUUGCACCCAAAUCUUUGAGGGGCAUUCACAUUAUGUCAUGCAAGUGACCAUCAACCCGAAGGACAACAACACUUUCGCAAGUGCAUCUUUAGAUCGCACCAUCAAGAUCUGGAAUCUGGGUUCACCCGAACCCAACUUCACUCUAGAGGCUCAUCAGAAAGGAGUGAAUUGUGUCGAAUACUUUAGUGGUGGUGAUCGACCUUAUCUCAUAACUGGUUCAGAUGAUCAAACUGCCAAGGUUUGGGAUUAUCAGACCAAGAGCUGCGUUCAAACACUGGAAGGACAUACUCACAACGUAUCUGCAGUGGCAUUCCAUCCUGACCUGCCAAUUAUCCUUACAGGGUCUGAAGAUGGGUAUGUCCGCAUCUGGCAUUCGACCACCUACAGGUUAGAGAAUACUCUUAAUUAUGGACUCGAGCGAGUGUGGACUAUCGGUUAUAUUAAGGGAUCUAACAGGGUUGCGAUUGGGUACGAUGAAGGUACCAUUAUGAUCAAACUUGGACGUGAGGAACCUGUUGCAAGCAUGGAUAACAGUGGAAAGAUUAUCUGGGCCAAGCAGAAUGAAAUACAGACUGUAAAUAUUAAAGCAGUCCCAGCAGAUUUUGAGAUCACCGAUGGGGAGCGACUGCCUUUGGCAGUGAAAGAACUCGGAAGUUGCGACCUUUACCCUCAGAGCUUGGAGCAUAAUCCUAAUGGCAGAUUUGUGGUCGUAUGCGGUGAUGGAGAGUACAUUAUUUAUACUGCCCUGGCAUGGAGGAACAGAUCUUUUGGCUCUGCUUUGGAGUUUGUUUGGUCCAAUGAUGGUGAAUAUGCUGUGCGAGAGAGUACUUCUAAAAUUAAAAUAUUCAAUAAGACUUUGCAGGAGAGAAAAAGUAUUCGGCCUACUUUCUCCGCUGAAGCCAUCUAUGGCGGAACUUUGCUUGCAGUGCGAACAAAUGAGUUCAUAUGUUUCUAUGAUUGGGUGGAAUGCAGAGUUGUUCGGAGAAUUGACGUUGUUGUGAAGAAUGUCUACUGGUCCGAUAGUGGAGAUCUGGUUACCAUUGCCAGCGAUAACUCGUUUUAUAUCCUCAAAUACAACAGGGACGUUGUAACAUCAUAUUUGGAUAGUGGCAAGCCUGUGGACGAGCAAGGUGUUGAGGAUGCGUUUGAAUUACUUCAUGAAGUAUCGGAGCGUGUUCGUACGGGUAUUUGGGUGGGCGACUGUUUCAUAUAUAACAACUCAGCGUGGCGCUUGAACUACUGUGUUGGUGGAGAAGUUACGACAAUGUUUCACCUGGACCGUCCGAUGUACCUGCUUGGCUACUUAGCAAACCAAAGUCGAGUGUACCUGAUUGACAAGGAAUUCAACAUCAUGAGCUACACGCUGCUGCUGAGUUUGAUCGAGUACAAGACUCUCAUAUUGCGAGAGGAUUAUGAAAGAGCAGAGGAAGUCCUUCCAACAAUUCCCAAGGAACACAUGAACAGUGUUGCGCGCUUUUUGGAAUCACGCGGAAUGCUUGAGGAUGCCCUCAAUGUCGCAACAGAUCCUGAUUACAAAUUCGAUCUUGCUGUGCAGCUUGGGAAGCUUGAUAUGGCAAAGGCUAUUGCUGAGGAAUCACAUAGUGAGUCCAAGUGGAAGCAACUGGGAGAAUUGGCAAUGUCAGCUGGAAAGUUGGAUGUUGCAGAGGAAUGCCUGAAUCAAGCCAAAGAUCAAAGUGGUUUGCUGCUUCUCUAUUCGGCAGUGGGCGAUGCUGAGGGACUAGAAAGGCUUGCUGCGUCUGCCCGAGAGAAUGGAAAGAACAAUGUUGCUUUUGUGUCUUUGUUCUUGCUUGGAAAGGUGGAAGAAUGCAUUGAUCUCCUUAUUGAAAGCAACCGUAUCCCUGAAGCUGCAUUUAUGGCACGCACAUAUGCCCCUAGUCACGUGUCGAGAAUAGUUUCUCUUUGGCGCAAUGAUUUGAAGAAGAUCAACCAAAAGGCUGCAGAAUCUUUGGCAGAUCCAGAAGAAUACCCCAACUUGUUUUCAGACUGGGAAUCUGCGUUAGCUACUGAGGCCAAGAUGAAAGAUCUGAGGAGUAAGUACAUCCCUGCAGCAACUUACUUGAACUUCAUCAACGGGGUUGAGGAGGAGUUAACCGAAGACUUGCAAGGUUUGGACAUAACUGGAGACGAGCCUGCAGAAAACGGCCAUGGUUUUGAAGAGAACGAGGACUUAAUAGAAGAGGACGGACAAGAGCAAGAUGCUCAUCAAGUCGUAGAGGAGACGUUUGAAGACGCAGAACAGAGUGCGGAUGGUAAGAGUGAGCUUGGGGAGGAAGCGGCUAACGGAGACCAUGAACCAGCAGCAGAUAGCUAGGUGUAAAUGUGUGGAGUAGUCCCUUGCUUUUUGUUUUUGUAGGACGUUCAAGAAGUUGGCCCUAAAUUUGUUCAUUUCCCCAGUCGGAUCGUACCGUGUUAGGAAUGAAUCAUAUUGGAUUACGUGGUCUGCGUAGACAAGCGCAGCACAUUAUUCGUAAGUUCCAGUAGUUGAGCGGUAGACAUUUUGCAACCUUUGGGGAAGUGAAUCUUUUGCGACAUUGCGCUUUAAGUGCAUCGUCUAGCAAUAUAUGUGAAUGUCAAGAUGUUCGCACUACUUGGUUAUAUUCUUUGGAAAUUGAACCUGGCUUCAGCAUUUUCCCGUU